Messenger RNA from Ceratosolen solmsi marchali, 2741 nucleotides. RefSeq names its product WD repeat, SAM and U-box domain-containing protein 1. The transcript is spliced from 17 exons. Gene Ontology annotation, molecular function: protein binding; ubiquitin-protein transferase activity. NCBI's taxonomy places the organism in Eukaryota, Metazoa, Arthropoda, Insecta, Hymenoptera, Agaonidae. The record is from RefSeq and is a predicted model, not a curated record. Gene Ontology annotation, biological process: protein ubiquitination. The coding region runs from base 23 to 2719 and encodes 898 amino acids.
AAAUCACGUUACAUAUUCGUUAAUGAUGAGUAAGUUUGGGAGAAAUGUGCAAAUUCUGCAGACUCUUAUUAAUUAUAACAGUGAUGUUAAUGCAGUAGAUUUUGUGGGAGAUGAUGUUUUAGUAACUGGAUCUGGUGACAAAAGAGUACGAGUUUGGGAAUGGGAAGUAGGAAAAGGAUUUAUAGAAGCUUCAUUUUCACCGCUUUUAGGACAUAAGUAUGGUAUUACAUCAGUUAAAGUAAGUCCGCAAUCAACGAUGCUUGCAUCAACAAGCAUUGACGGAACCACACAAUUAUGGAAUUUAAGAUCAGGUUCAAAAAUCCAUACAAUGGUACAAACAGGUGGUGAAGCCGUUAGAGUUUGUAGAUUUUCACCAGAUUCAUCACUUUUAGUUACUGCAGGGGAUAAUGGACAAGUAUGUUUGUGGGAUUUAAUCAGACGAAUCUUAAUAAGAAGAUUUCAAAAACAUGAAGGAGCAAUACAAAGCUUAAGUUUCACUCCUGACUCUAGCUGGCUUCUAACCUCUUGUACACUUGGUGUUCUUCAAUUAUUCUACUGUAAUGAAAUACUUAAUAUUUGUCCAUCGCAUCAUCAAGAUAUAAAUAUAUUUGCACAAGUUGAUGAUGCUCAUGAUCUCGGUGUUGUUUGCUGUGAUUUUUCUUCCAUUCAAGAAGUAACCAAUAACGAGCCAUUUAUCAAAUUAUAUCAUCUUGUUACUUGUGGAAACGACAAUCAUGUGAAGUUAUGGGCAGUAAAAGUGACAAAGACAAAAUGUGAAUGCUAUUCCGUGUCUGCAACGAUCGAGCUCUGCAGGAUUAUGGAUAAACACAGUUGUGCCUUAACUUGUGUUCGAUUUAGCUCUAAUGGAUUGUAUACUGCUAGCACUGGUCUUGACAAAUCUAUCAUUAUUUGGGAAACGAAUACUGGACGAGUAGUUACGGUUCUUACUGGACAUUGUCGAUACGUAGCUUGCUGUGCUUUUUCAAAAAAUGGAAAUUUAUUAGCUACAGGGUCUAAUGAUAAACGCGUAAUUAUUUGGGAUUUAAUUGGAAAUUUGAACUUGAACUCUGAACUUAUUUGUCAUAAUUCAGUAAUGUUACAAAAUAAGAGUAAGGAUAAAAAAGUGAAAACUGAUGUAGUAAAGCAUGCAGAAACGAAUAAUAAUGAAGUUAUACUUGUGCAACGAUUGAAUGAUCACAAAGGGGCUAUUAAUUCAGUAGCGAUUUUUGGCAACUGUUUGAUUGCUUCUGGCUCAAGAGAUAAAUUUGUGAGAAUUUGGAAUGUCAAAUAUGAUGAAAACGAUGAAACAUCAAUUUUUCAAGAAAUGAAUUAUAAUCCACUUGCCGGACAUAAGUAUAGUGUUAAUUACGUCGAGUACAGUCCAUGCGGUACAAAACUUGCUUCUUGCUCAAUGGAUGGUACUACUAUUAUUUGGGAUGUAGAGACUGGCAAUCAAGCAAGAGCAUCAUUCGUAAAUUCUAGUUUAGCAGUUCGUGUGUGUCGAUGGUCACCAGAUGGAACAAAAAUAGCAACUGCUGGAGAUGAUGAAAAAAUAAUACUAUGGGAUUUAGACACUAUGGAAGAAUUGAGAAUUUUUGAAGGUCAUAUAGAUGCAAUAACAACACUUGCUUUCACUCCUGACUCGCGCUAUCUCGUGGCAGCUUGUAGUGGUGGUACUUGGCGUUUAUUUGAUACAGGAUAUGCACUGAGUGCUUCUGUCAAUGCGCUCCUCGUCUGUAAUAAGGGGCAUGAUCUUGGUGUACAAGGAUGUGAUUUUAGUCCCAUUAUUAAACCUUUUAUUAUAACAGGUUUGGCCAAUGAAUCUUAUAUGAUGGUAACGUGUGGCAACGAUUCGCUUAUAAAAUUUUGGAGCAUCAUAGUAAUCAUAGAAGAUGUCGAUUUGAUGAAGAGACUCGGUAGUAAAAGUCUCAGAAUAUUAUACACCGAAAAGCGACAGUUUGUUGGACAUGGAGGUAAUGUCACAUGCGUCAAAUUUUCACCGAUCCAUGGGGAAAUUUUGGGGAGUGUUGCGACCGACCGAACAGCACGCAUUUGGGGCGUUCGUACUGGAAUCUGUUUGUAUGUACUUGAAAAUCAUAACACCUUCGUUACCACCUGUGCUUUUUCUGAAGAUACAUCUCUUUUUUUAACAGGUACAUUGGAUAAGUCCGUUUUUAUUUGGAAAUUACCUAAACAAUUAAUUUCUCAAAAUAUUUUAAUUAAGCACCUACGAAAUAUUAGAAAAAAAGUGAUUGAUUGGACAGUGGAUGAUAUUAUUAAAUGGCUGCAUGAAGUGAACUUAUCCAAUUUGGUAAAAAAUGUAAAAAUUCUUUCUUUAAAUGGAAGGAUACUAUUACAUAUGCCAGAAGGAAUUGUAAUAAGUAAACUUCGAUUUAAUUAUUCUAUAGAGAAACUUGAAAUGUUUCGUAAGCAGUUAUAUUGGUUGAAAUGUGAAGAUUCCAAUGCAAUGUGCAUCACUGAUAAUGUAGAUAUUCCAGAUGAUUUCUUAUGUCCCAUUACUCGUGAAGUAAUGAGAGAACCCGUUCAAUGUUCAGAUGGUUUCACUUACGAAAGAGCAGCAAUAAAUGAAUGGUUUCUUUGCAGCAAAUUUACCAGCCCGAUGACAAAUGAAUCACUGAAAACAAUGAACCUGAAACCAAAUGUAACUCUUCGAAAUGAAAUUUUUAUGUUCUUAUAUGGUGAUGGUAAAAGAGCAUAAUAAAAAUACUAUAUCAAUUAAA